UUUGAAAUAGUGGGAAAAUGAAGACUGGGUUUGAACGAUGCAGGUUUGAUGGAUUGGACUUGUUCCACGAUGCCAUUUCGAUGAGUCCUUUCUAUUAUUUCUUCAGUUCCCUUGAUUUUCCGGUUUUUCAACUCUGAUUCUUGGUGUGUUUAAGUCAUUUGAUUGAAGGAGGCGAAAGAAUCGAGCUCGGAUUAUACUUCUGGUUAUACCUGGAAGCUGAUGCUUAAACCUGCAUUUCGUAUGCCAAAUUAACUUGGUAGUCUUAGCUCAACCUGGUUGGUCCAGGAUGAGGUUAUGACUCUGUAUUGUUCUAUGUUUGUUCUGUAAUUUUCAUGGGCAGAUGUUUCAGAAACAUUCUCUGAAACAUCAUCGAGGGUGAUUUGAUAGUUGAGGAUAUACUAGUGAGGUACUAUUCAGCUUUCCUGCCAUUAAACUCUGUUGCCCUAGUAUGGACUUAGCUGAAACUGAAAGUGAUCAGAGUGGGCAAGCUGUACAAUUCUACAACUGUUUCAAAGUUUCAAGCCUUAGUGAAACAAUUUUAGAAACUACCCAAGUUGCAAAUUUAAAAGAUCGAUACGUUUUGGGGGAACGAUUAGGUUGGGGACAAUUUGGUGUGAUUCGAUCGUGUUCUGAUAGGCUGACUGGUGAGAUGUUAGCUUGCAAGUCCAUUGCCAAGGAUAAAUUGAUGACAGUUGAUGAUGUUCGAAGUGUUAAGCUUGAGAUCGAAAUAAUGUCUCGAUUGUUGGGGCAUCCAAAUGUUGUAAAUCUAAAGGCAGUGUACGAGGAGGAAGAUUGUGUGCACUUAUUAAUGGAGUUAUGUGCUGGUGGGGAGCUUUUCCACCAGCUCGAGAAGCAUGGCAGGUUUUCGGAAUCUGAUGCUCGGUUUAUUUUUAGGCAUCUAAUCCAAGUGGUCAAAUAUUGUCAUGAGAAUGGUGUUGUUCAUAGAGAUCUAAAGCCAGAAAACAUUCUAUUAGCCACAACCUCCUCCUCGUCUCCAAUUAAGUUGGCAGAUUUUGGUCUUGCAACCUAUAUCAAACCUGGUCAGUAUUUGCAUGGUACUGUUGGGAGUCCAUUUUACAUCGCCCCAGAAGUCCUUGCAGGAGGCUAUAACCAAGCUGCUGAUGUUUGGAGUGCUGGAGUUAUUCUUUACAUCCUUCUCAGUGGGAUGCCCCCGUUUUGGGGUAAGACAAAGUCAAGAAUUUUCGAAGCCGUUAGAGCUGCAGAUUUACGUUUUCCUUCUAAUCUUUGGGAUAAUGUGUCGACAUCUGCCAAGGACUUGAUCACCAGGAUGCUUUGUAUGGAUCCAUCAAAGCGGCUCACUGCUAAGGAGGUUCUAGCUCAUUCAUGGAUGAAAGAUGGUGCCCAGGUAUCUCAAGAGCAGGAAAAGUUGGAUGCCCGAGAUUUCAGAUGGGUGGAAACGGGCAUAAGUUCUUUGCCCGCUCCAUUCAUCGUUAGAAAUCAGGAUUUUAGCUUCAGUGAUGGAACUGCUGUUAUUUGUGAGGACCAAAUGGGGCAUUCACCUGUAUUCACGUGCAAAUCAUCAUUCUCUUCGUUCCUUUUGGAUACCGGUGACACGCCCAGUUCUGUUCCCGGAGGAUUUUCUUUCAGCAGUUGCAUUGAGUUAGAUGCAGCCACCGAAUUUUCAUCCCCAAUUCCAAAGCUUCCCAGCUUUACCUUCUUUAGUCCAUGUUCAACAGCUGAUCAAGGAAAUGGUUCGAUCAGUUUCAAAGCGAAUUUGUCACUAUCAGAAGCUCUUCUUGAAGAACCAAUCAAGAGAAAGCUCUCUCUUCUGCUAGAACCCAUAAUUCCUGUCAAGCACAGGUUUGGAGACAUGGAGUGGAAAGAAACUCGAAAGGGGGGACUAGGUGGGUCUAGAGCAACCAACAUUCCCAGCAAAAGGAAUCAUUCAAUCGGACUUGGCGAGCUUGAUCAGUUUAAUCUCAUCAUGACCGAAUCAGUUAUACGAUGGGCAUCAUGCACACAUAUCCCAACAACUCCAUCCCUUAGGCUAUCACUUGUCUGUUAACAUUUUCGUCACGUUAUAACUAGUCACCUACCAACGAGUCAUACCGAGGAAUGCCGAAAGCAGUCGAUGAUACCAAGAUUGCUCAAUGUUUCAGACUCAGGAAAGUGAAACCUGUUCUCGUUUCUUGUUUCGUAGUUUUCAAAGAGGUGGUAUUGGGCCUGUGACACUCGAGCCAUGUUGCUGAAAUUUAGUUACAGGCGGAGUGUAUUGAUUUCUUUUCCCUCGUUUGGGUGUGGUCUUCGAGUUUGAGAGGAAAAAGAAAUGAGCUUUUUAUUUAA
This is a messenger RNA of Cucurbita maxima (winter squash), 2304 nucleotides long. RefSeq names its product calcium-dependent protein kinase 26-like. The transcript is spliced from 5 exons. Gene Ontology annotation, molecular function: calcium-dependent protein serine/threonine kinase activity; calcium/calmodulin-dependent protein kinase activity; calmodulin binding. Bases 449 to 2026 code for a protein of 525 amino acids. The record is from RefSeq and is a predicted model, not a curated record. Gene Ontology annotation, biological process: intracellular signal transduction; peptidyl-serine phosphorylation; protein autophosphorylation. NCBI's taxonomy places the organism in Eukaryota, Viridiplantae, Streptophyta, Magnoliopsida, Cucurbitales, Cucurbitaceae. Gene Ontology annotation, cellular component: nucleus; cytoplasm.